CACGGGCAAGGCAUGGAGGAGAGAAUUUCCCUUUGGAGCCCAUACAUCUGGUGGGAGGGGAUUCUCACUCGAGAGUGCAAAAGGAAUAAAUCUCCAGGCAGACAUCAUGAGCCGGCCAUGAGAAAAAACGUGGAGGAUGCCUGGAGGCAAACGGAGGAAAUCUGGGUUCAUCUUCCCUCUGCUGUUCAAGUCGAUUGUUGCAGCAACACGAGAUGGAGGUAGGCGGACAAUGAGAAGGAUUCUAGGGCGAUGUCCUUUGGGGCUCCAAUCGAGAUCUGGAAGUCUGGGUCCUUGCGGCCAAGGAUCCGUCGUCGAUCUACAUCUCUCUGUCAUCGCUCGCGUCCAAGGCUCCAGAGAUUUGGAAAUUUGGGUGCUCGCGGCCAAAGUUUCGUCGUCGGCGUCACCUAAAUCCCUCCGUCGAGCCUUGGCCGCGAGUGAUGCCCAUGAGAGGUUGCUUUACUCUCCAUAGAUCUGGAGAUCUGGACGAGUCUGACGAGCACUGGCGGGGGCUUGAACACGUGGCUGAGGAUGGAGGAGAGCUCGCGGGUGGUCGUCGGUGGCUGUGAAUGGAGGAGAUGGGGUCCCUCGCCGGUGGUCUUUGUGCUUCCGACGGAGGAGAUGGGGGAGACCAGAAAAAUUCCAGCUAGAUUUUUAUAUUUUUAAUAUUUGUCCAGAUCAUCCACACGUGUCAAGUUGUGAUUGGGUUUCACCAAAAAAGCGUGCCCCGUCAUCCUGUAACGUGGUACUAGACAAGACAACCACGGAAUAUUUUCUCGGCUGGACAAGAACGGGUUCUGCGACCCGGUUCAGAAAUUUCGGGUGAUCAUGGGCUCGGAUAGAACUCGGCCCAAUCCAUAGAAAUUAGCGAAAUUUAAUAUUAUGUUUGCCCGCCUAUUCGAGAACCGAAACUGGAAUUCAAAAAAGCACAACCACAGUCACUUGCAGAGACUCACAGAAGAGAGAGAGAGAGAGAGAGAGAGAGAGAUGCAGAGAAGCCGAGCGCGAAGUGGAAGGAAGGCGUUGAAGGAACUGCCCAACAACUGCAACAAUGGCUACGCGGUCAACGACUUCGCGAAGAGCGCCAUAGCGAAGUGCAGUUCCAAACCAUCCGCGAAUCCGAGUAAGAAAUCGCUCCCUCCGUCCACGCCCAUGGGAAUCGACAACCCCAAGGUCGAGGAUGGAGUACGAGAAAAGGACGACGGGGACUCGCUCGACCAGUUGCUGCUCAUCCAGUCCGAUCUCUCCAACGUCGUGCAUCGGGUCGAUGAACUUGUGGCCCAAGCAUUUAAACUCCAAGAAAUGAGCAAGCAGGGGAAAAAAGAAGUUGAGUCUUUGGCACUCUUCCUGUCCGAAAUGCUGUCGUCAUUGAAGCCAUGGCCUUCCAGAUUGCAGAAGGCUUUCUCCAGUCCUCCCAUCGAGCCUACGGAUGCGGUAGAGCCGUCUCCGGCAGUCUUAGCUUCUCCUGUCCAAGACGAUGAAAGCAUUGUUAUUGAAAGCCCAGAGCAAGCCAAAAUGGAUUCACUGAUUUCUCCUUCUCCUCUUGUAUCCUGGCGUGCUGAUUGUACCGUUGAAAGAGGUAGGCAAGUGUUCAUGCUCACACCUUUGCCAAUAUCAAGAGCAUUGUCAUCCACAUGCCAGGAAUCAUCUAGAUCUCUACUGGAGAAGAUAACUUCGGCCACUGCUCCACCACCUUCACUUGCUCUACCUCAAGAAAUUAAAGACGACUCGCUGAAAGAUGUGGCUAUACAUCCAACGCCAAAUAAACCCUUUGAUACUCUUGUGAGAAGGAAGGACAGCACUGAAGAGCUGGGUUUUGUUUCUCCAGUGGUGCUAUCAAAGAGGGACUGCUCCUUGCUCAUGAUGACACCUUGCUUUAAAGUGUCACCACCGAAGUCCUGUUCAUUGCUCGAACCCAUCUCUGAAUCUUCUCAUUGGGGAAAUGCUAAUGUCCGUAAGUCAACUCCAUAUCCUGUGGGAUUGAAUAACUACAGUUUGUCAGAAUUGUCGGAAUCCUCUGGCGACGGAGCUUCAGAUGGUCUCGCCAUGAGGUAUCCAGAGCUUCAGGGGACACGACAGGAUAUUAAACUGGGAAUUGGGUUGGAGAAAAAGGCGUCUUCACCAGAUUGGUGUAUUUCUCCCCCCAAGUCUUGUAUUUUGAUGGAGCCCCCUGAUGAGAAACAGCUGACUAUUGCAACAACUAAUGGCCAGUUCACAAAAACCAUACCUCUUCUGGCCCAGCAAGCUGACUCUCUCUUGUCACAAGGAAAUGCUGUUCUAGAAAGCCAUCGAGCGAUUGAGAAAUCUAGAAAGCAAGAACCUGUUGGCAGCACCAUGGCACUCAUUGAAAAUACUCCAGUUUGGAAGGAACCGGAGAGUAUCCAGAUGGGCAAAAGACCAGGCGAAAACACACUUAAGAGAGAACUGUGGACGAAGUUUGAAGCGGCGUCUUCUUGUGGUUUCCGGGUCAACAGCUCGACACUGUUAGAGACAGAAGGGAAAGGAUUUAUUGAUAGAUUAGAUGAGGUUUCCCUUGGUGGAGGAAGUCCAGCUCUGGGGGCCUCCAGCUGACAUAAAGUAUCCCUGGAAAUUUUGACUUGUAGAUUGGGUAUCUGUGUUCUUUUGCUUCGAUGGCCUUACUGGGAGAUUUUAUGCCUCCACAGCAUCAAAUCCACAGUGAGAAAACACGAGAGGACGAGAAUAGCCAUGGAUCUGCUGUCUCAGAUUUUGCUCUUACUGUAUCUUGCAGGUUUCUUAGUCAACAAAUGGGAUGCGUUACUUGUUGUC
Messenger RNA from Rhodamnia argentea, 2784 nucleotides. RefSeq lists its product as uncharacterized. The record is from RefSeq and is a predicted model, not a curated record. The transcript is spliced from 4 exons. Bases 880 to 2568 code for a protein of 562 amino acids. NCBI's taxonomy places the organism in Eukaryota, Viridiplantae, Streptophyta, Magnoliopsida, Myrtales, Myrtaceae.